AUGUUACAAUCACUAAAGGCACUUUGUGCAAGAGAACUUGCUGCACUGCAGGAUGAUCAAUUGGAGGUUAUUAAUGGGCUACCAAAAUCUACUAAAACAGUCAUUCGAAAUCUACAUGAUGAUCUACUAAUUUACGCUAAAACUUUUGCUAGAUUCUGGACAAUUAAUUACACUUUUAUUGUUGUUACCAACAAUCUUACUGUGGACUGGAAGUUAUCUUCUUUAAAAAAUUUAGCGUCAGUUCGAAUACAAGUGGAAUGGACUUCAGAACUUCUUUCUCAUUUUCAAAAUUUAUUGUGGCCCAUAAAAAUAAAAAAUGACAUAUCUGGGGAAGACGAAAGAAAGCAAGUCCCAGGAACUAUAGCUUUCAAAUUUGCUGCUGUUAAUGGUCUUCAAGAAAUCUGUGCUUUCUUGUGGGGUUUACUUCGUCAACCUUCUCGAAUAUUUUUAUUAAGCAGAGCAGGCGGUGAAAUUUCUGCGGUUGCCGCACUCGAACUAGUUAAUUUGGAUUACAAUAUACUGUACGCAUGGAUGCUAGCAAUCAACACUGGAUGCCCUUUAGUGCUAAAACAAUAUCAUAAGAAAUACAGUAUCGAGGUUAUGACAUUUCUUUUGAUCAUAAAAAUGAAGCAGUAUCACAUGUUGGACGUUGUUUUUGACGCAAACUAUCCUCUGGAAUAUAAUUUCACCAAAGAAGACAUUAACUUUGACAGUGAACUCUUGCAACAAAUUUCCGAGAUGCCAGAACGUUAUCGUACAAAAGGUUUUGCACUUGCUAGCUGGUUCUUCGCGACAAUAAAUGUGGAACAAACAGUGAGGACAAUUGAAACUCUUUGCGGUCCAAACUGGACUGCUGCAGUAGAUCUGAAAGUUUUGCUGAAAUCUGCUACAAAAAACUGA
Messenger RNA from Enterobius vermicularis (human pinworm), 900 nucleotides. NCBI's taxonomy places the organism in Eukaryota, Metazoa, Nematoda, Chromadorea, Rhabditida, Oxyuridae. The record is from the annotation of a GenBank genome assembly.